UCCUCUCUUUCUACACUGGAUAUCUCUUCAUUGCUGGCUGCACAGUCUGCUCAUAGCCAAAGGAUCCCUCUCACACCAAUCCAAGCUUUAAACCUGACCUUUUCCCUGGAAAACUCAGACAUUGCUCCAGAGGACCUUAUUGCCCAAACCUAAAGGUAACUACUAAUCCUUUAACCAAAGGAGAGGUGUGACACUCAGGAGCAACAGGACUUUAACCUAGUCAUCAGCGCAUCGAUAGUGUUUUCAUCUCUGCAAAGGCCUGCUUGAGAACAGCAGCUCUGCAGACUCCAGCCACAAAUAUGACUCAAAGCAAUGGAGAGAAUUCACAGAGGAGCCGCAGUGGUCUUCACCAAAUCCGAGCCGGGAUCCAGUCCAGGUCGUUGCUCGCCAAGAAGAGAGUGGAGAACAUCAAGAAGGACGAAGUGAAGGGGUUCUUCAUGAAAAAUGCUUUUGUCAUUCUAACCAUCACAGCUGUUAUAAUAGGUAUAAUCCUCGGAUUUUCUCUGCGUCCAUACAAACUGUCUUACCGUGAAGUGAAGUACUUCUCCUUUCCUGGAGAGCUGCUGAUGAGAAUGCUCCAGCUGCUGGUGCUGCCGUUGCUUGUCUCAAGUCUUAUCACAGGUAUCGCCUCUCUGGAUAGACGGGCUUCUGGUAGAAUGGGCAUCAGGGCAGUGAUCUACUACACCACCACAACUGUGAUUGCUGUGUUCAUUGGUAUAGUCAUGGUGCUUAUUAUUCACCCUGGAAAGGGAUCCAAGGACGAGUUCACCAAGCAGCAACAGAUAGAGCAGGUCAGCCCUGCUGAUGCCUUUCUGGAUCUUAUCAGGUAUGCCCCUGUUGGUAUUUUGUUCCUCAUUGCUGGUAAAAUUGUGGAAAUGGAUGACAUUUCUAGGUUUGCAAUUCAACUGACAUAGACAAGGAGAUGUCUUCAUGAACAUUUUUACUGUGUCUUAAGACUUUUCCUAUUACCCCCUCUGUUCUCACACAGCUCUGCCACAUUACCCAUCACUUUUAAAUGCCUGGAGGAAAACAACAAAGUAGACAAGCGUGUGACCCGUUUUGUUCUCCCUGUCGGAGCUACCAUAAAUAUGGAUGGAACAGCUUUGUAUGAGGCCCUGGCAGCCAUCUUUAUUGCACAGGUCAAUGAUUAUGACCUUAACUUUGGACAGAUUCUCACCAUCAGCAUCACAGCCACAGCAGCCAGCAUUGGUGCAGCUGGAAUACCUCAGGCAGGCCUGGUUACCAUGAUAAUAGUACUAACAUCUGUAGGUCUUCCCACAGAUGACAUCUCACUGAUCAUUGCUGUUGACUGGUUCCUUGAUCGAUUGCGCACCACCACCAACGUCCUUGGUGACUCCAUCGGAGCUGGUAUCAUAGAACAUUUGUCCCGCCACGAGUUGAGAGUCAGUGACCUAGAGUUGGGCAACCAGACGGUUGACCAGCCAGAAAAAAAGCCAUACCAUCUAAUUUCCCCAGAGAACGAAUAUGAGAAUGAGAAGCCCACUCCAGAUGACACUAAAAUGUAGUGGCAAGAUUUCUACGCUUUCUUUCUGAAAAAGAAAGGGUGCAGUAUUUAUCAGACAGUACUGCACCGUAUUGUCUGAUAAGACCUCUUGAAUUCUCACAAGAAAGUUUUUUUUUUUUUAAUGCAAUUAAAAGUCCUGCCUGAACACAUUUCAGGCCAAAUAAGCUCCACUAACGUGUGACGCUCCUCUUUACACCCUGCAGACUGGAAACAUUCUGUGGUCAUGUUGGCUGUUCUCAUGGAUACACUGUAGAAAAAAAAGUCUUUAAUUUAAGGUAAAAUACUGGCAACUAAACUUUAACCACCACUGCAGGCAUUUUACCAUAAAUUAGAGACUUUUUUUUUUACAGUGUAGGACAAAGAUCCAUCCUGAGAUACAUAACCAGUGUAGCCUGGCUGCUAUUUAGCUAUCUGUGGCCUUCAUUCCAUAUUUACUACUUCGCUAUAUGUAAUGACCGACGUCAUUCACUAGAGGGAGGUAUUUCUGUUAUUUUAAACACUUAACUAAUACGCAUCUCAUCAGAGUACAUAGUAAUGACUGCUUUGAGAUUGAGGCUUUUUGUUGUUGAGUAACUGCUGAUUUAUACGAAACCUUAACGUAUAGCUAUAGUAUACUUCUCUCUGUAAACUAAUGAAAUGUGUCAAAUAUCAUGCAAGUAGAAUAAUUUUCCAAACUCUUUGUUGCCAAAGGAGUUU
This is a messenger RNA of Gambusia affinis (western mosquitofish), 2221 nucleotides long. Its product is annotated as excitatory amino acid transporter 1-like. Gene Ontology annotation, biological process: L-aspartate import across plasma membrane; D-aspartate import across plasma membrane; L-glutamate import across plasma membrane. Gene Ontology annotation, molecular function: glutamate:sodium symporter activity; neutral L-amino acid transmembrane transporter activity; L-glutamate transmembrane transporter activity. NCBI's taxonomy places the organism in Eukaryota, Metazoa, Chordata, Actinopteri, Cyprinodontiformes, Poeciliidae. The record is from RefSeq and is a predicted model, not a curated record. Gene Ontology annotation, cellular component: plasma membrane.